Chlamydomonas reinhardtii is the source of this 2920-nucleotide messenger RNA. RefSeq lists its product as uncharacterized. Lineage: Eukaryota; Viridiplantae; Chlorophyta; Chlorophyceae; Chlamydomonadales; Chlamydomonadaceae. The transcript is spliced from 7 exons. The coding region runs from base 154 to 2613 and encodes 819 amino acids. The record is from RefSeq and is a predicted model, not a curated record.
GUAUUUCCUGUCACUGUGACGUUCAUAAAGCUCGUUCUGGCGAGUCUUUGCCGGUCAACUGGGUCAACGACCCAAGUAAAGCAAGAAAGCACCCACACCUCAACAUGCUAACAAUUGUUUGAAGUGAAUAGCAAACACAAAUUCAUCAGAGGAAUGGUCGUCCUUAGCGCGUUCCCUGUGAACGCGUCGCCACUGCUUGACACCGGCGACUUCGCGGACUGCCGAAUCGUGUUUGUGGAUGCAAAUGCCCCAGCAGACGACGUGAACGCGUCUUCCGCGCUUCAAUUGCCGGCGUCGUCACCAGCCAAGGCGCCAGCAAACCCUGGUCGCUCGGCACCGCCCUCUCCCGGGCCCCGACUCGCGACGGGCGUGGCACGCAACAUCCUCAGCCCCAAGCCCAAAAUCUGGCUCGGGCAGUUCCCCCAGCCCGCCACCUCGCGGACAGGAGCUGGUGUAGAGGCGCCGUCGCGGCCAGCGGGCCCGCAACCGCUGCUGGUCGUGCCGGGUCACCGGGUUGUGCUGGCUGCUGCCAGCCCCCUGUUUCGACAGCAGCUGGCGACACAGGCUGACGCCAUCAUCCGCCUGCGCGACCGCACCUCACUGCCGGCCGCGCAGCAGCUCCUGCUGGCGCACGUCUACGGCCGCCCCCUGGACUGGCCCGCCCUCACCCCCACCACCCUAGCCCAGCUCCUCGUGCUGUCCGCCGACCACGCCCUGCCGGCCCUGCAGCAGGCCGCAGCCGCACGCCUGCUGCACCUACUCGCCGCCAAGCGCCCCGUUGGCGGCCCCGGGCCCGCCGUCGCGGCCGCCGCCGCCGGCGUCAACACGCCGCUGCAGCGGCCGCCCUGCGGGCCCUCGCCUCUGGAGGGCGGCGCCGGCACCGCACUGCCCGCGCCGCCGCCGGCGGCGGCGGCGCCGCCGGCAGGAGCAGCAGCCGUGGUUUGUACGGCGCUGCAGGAGGUGCACUCCGUGUAUGUGGAGGCGAUCGCGGCGGUGGUGGGGCUGCCGACUGACGUGGCGGGCGCCGGCGCGUGUGUGGGCCUGGCGGCGGCGGCUCGGGUGCUGCUGCUGGAUGCGCUGCAGGACUUUGAGGCGGCCUGGCAGGUGCCCUCCCUGCGGCGCGCCUUCCUGGGUCUGCCGCUGCCCGCCGCCCUGGAGGUGCUGGCCAGCCCCGCCCUGGCCGUCAGCUGCGAGGGCGUGGUGGCGCUGGCGGCCCUGGCGUACGAGGCCACUCGCACCCAGCGGGCCGUGGAGGCGGCGGCGGCGGCGGCGGGGGAGGCUGGGGCUGCGGAUGGGGGUGGUGGUGGAGGUGUUGGGGAUGGGGGUGGUGUGUUGAGGCCGCUGGACACGUGUGAGCAGUUGGCGCUGUACGGCUGUGUGCGGUGGCACCUGCUGCACAUCGACGGCCGCACACACGAGUGGAACUCCUUCCUCAAGAACGCCGUACAGCGUGCGCCGCACCUGCAGCGCCUGUUGGAGCACGGCACAGCCGCCAGCGGCACCGGCGGCGCCGUCGCCGCCGCCACCGGCGGCGUCGGGCUCGCGCCCCACGCCGCCGCCGUGCCCGAGCUGGCGGCCGCCGCCGCCGCCUGCGGCCCCUACGCCGCCGCCGCCUCGCUCCUGGACCUGUCGCAGCUGACUCAGAGCCUGCUGUACACGCGGCAGAUGCGGGCGGAGGGCGGUACGGGCGCGGCGGCGCAUCUGCCGUACAUGGCGCGGCGGGCGGGCCCGCGGCCGCGGCCCACGGGCCACCUGCAGACGGCGGUGCACCUGCAGAUGGACGUGCCAUAUGUGGUGCUGCGAGAGGCCGUGGCGCGGGUGCAAGCCCGCAUGGAGCAGCAGGAGCGGCAGCGCCGACUGCUAGAGCGGCAGCAGCAGCAGCAGCAGCAGCACACCAAAGGAGGAGGAGGCGGGGGCGGUGUACCGGCUGCUACAGCCGCCGCGCUGCCGCUGGCUGUAGCCCCUGUGGCGGCUGUGGCAGUGGAGGAGGACCUGGUGGGAAGCGAGCUGGUGUUCCAUGCCGGGUACUGGUGGCAGAUGGUGGUGUCGCUAGGGCCGCUGUGUCGCUACCGCAUGGCUCUGGCCGGCCCCUCAGCCGCGGCGCCCCCCGCCAGUGGCUCGGCAGCCGUGGCCCGAAACACACCGUCUGCCCUGGCGGCGGCGGCGGCGGCCGUCGCCCACGAUACCGACACACGUCUGGUUUGCUUCGUGGGGGUGCGGCCGCUGCUACUGCUGACGGAGGCGGAGGUGGAGGCGGCGGCGGGGCGCGGCGUUCCCAGCGGCUGGGCGGGCGAGGGUGGGUGUGGUGGUGAGGGUGAGGGUGGAGAGGCGGAUGGCGUGGCGGCGGUGGCUGCGGGCGCAGCAGUGGCGGCACGGCUGCUUCCGUCCACUGUGUAUGUGGAGCAGUUUGAGGUGUGGAACGAGCGCGACCUGCCUCAGGGCCGGGCUGCGCUGGGCCCCACGGCCUUCGCGCGGGCGGGCGGGUUCAAGGGCACCCUGACGCUGUUCGCGCUGGGGGCGGCGGCGCUGACCAGCGAGGCCUACUGGGCCAAGGCCGUGAGCGGACCGGAGGGGGCGCUGAGGGUGCGGGCGCGAGUGGCGGGCGUGCACUGAGGCGCGUGCGGGUCUGGAGGGGUGUGGGGCGGAGGGGGAGGGGGAGGGUUCUUUUUGUAGCCACAUCCGUCGGGUAUUUCGGGUGGCGGAAAGGCCUGAAGCUGGUCGGGAGCUGCUGCUACCCCUGUGCCGCUUUCCCACAGCGCGGAGGCCGGGAGGGCUGAAGCUGGUCGGGGGGGGGGGGCUGCUGCUGCUGCCGCUGUGCACAAUGGAUUACUAGAUAUAUGCGCCGUAUGUUGGUGCGGACCGAAGCGCGUUUAAAGAAGGUGAGCAUGACAAUCAAUGAAUACUGUAAUGUGUGGCUGUG